CCCCUCUCCCCAUUGCCUCUCCUUUCAUGCUGCUCCUUCAACCUGGGGCUGUACCCCACUGGUCCCGCCCCCCCCCUUCGGCACUUAACCCUUCGAUCGCCACCCCGCAGCUCGCACCCCACGCAAGAACGUUCCGUGCUCGUCCUGUCCAGAAGAUCACUGUUUUUUGAUUUGGCUGUUACACAAGUUGCCCAUUUACCAUACAGUGAUGGAAAAUUCCUCUCCAGCUUACUUUUCCCAAGAGCAGCUCGAUGCCUUUUCAGACAGUUGAGAGAUAUCCAACAAUUUUCUCUUGAAAGUUAAUGCAAUUCAGCUCCUAAAAUUCAGUGUUUGGCUUCCACUGGCUGGAUUAUUGAGAGGAUGACACUCAAUGUAAUAAUACUACAGAGCGCCGGUUGCAGUCUGCCGUGUGUGUAUCGAAGGGUUAAGGGACACGUGGAAAGUUAUUCUGGUGUUCCUGGGGGGGAAGGGUUAAAAACUGUUUAGAGGUUGUAAGUAUUAAAGGCAUUCAGACCACAGUGGGUUGUGUGGCGUGUUGAGCAUGUUUCUGCAGUCAACUUUGGGGAAUAAUUUACCCACCCUUCCAGUGCGCUUGUACCCGAUCCGGGCCACUGAGGGGGGGAAUUGGCAGCACCUCACCCCCCCCCCCUCCACCUCCCCAUACGUACCACGAGUCGUGAGAAAUAUGCCGACCGUGUCAAGCUCUCGGCCCCCAAGUCACCCAGUGUCCCACGAUGGCUAAUCCUACGUCAGCCUGGCUCGUCUCAAACGAUGGCUUUCCCAGAAUUCAAAUGCGGGACAUCCAUAAAUUGAGCAAUGUACACUCUCCCCACACACAAAGUCCCUUGGAUGUCCUUGAGCACUAUGUCAUUGUAGGGGAGUGUGGUGAAUUCCUCCCCGUUGGCUCCAGACAUGUGGAAAAUGGAAUGGGAGGGGGGGUAGGGGGUGGGGGGGGUUUGUAGAGAAUGGAAUGGGUGGGGAGGGAGUUUUGUAGAGGGGUUGGUGGUGCUAUGGGAGACAUGUUAUCUAGCGCAGGCAGUGCAGGAAGUCACACCGGUGUCCUCAGUGCAUACAAAUCAGAACACAGGAACAUACCAGCUCUCAGCACGUGUGCAUCAGACAUGUAUGAUUUUCCACCCGUAAAGCCCAAGUUCGUGUCUCCGGACGGUAGUCGCCAUUUUGGCUCCACGGUCGCACGUAAUGGAUACGAAGCCCAGCUUCGGUCUGUGCGAGUGGCAGUGCUCUCCCUCCUGCUGUACCCCUCUGUACUGAACCCUGCUGGACUCGGGAGGGCCUGAGGCCCGCCGCAGGGUUUUCGGAAUUAACCCUCGGCCAAUCGCCGUGCUCGGAGGCGCAGGUCCAUCCGGGACCACAGAGGAAGAAGUCAGUCCUCCGGCGGCUGCCUUUGAGGCGUGGCGCUCAGGAGCCGUGCUAGUCGGCCGACUCGCUGAAUAAUGCACUGAAUUCCCGGUCGGGGACCCGAGCCAAGCAGCGAUAUUUUGGCAGAUUGCUGUCCACAGCAUGAGUGGGUGGGGGAGGGUGCGUCAGACCUGUUUUAUUCAGCUCCUUUUUUUAGAGGGAAAUCUGGCACCCGGUCUAAGCUGCUGUUGCAUAGUUCAGUUGCAUAAGUCGCACUGAAUAGCAUAUUAAAAGGAGGUGGGGUGUUCAGCAUCCAGUGAUGACAUUGGCUCCGCCGUGACCUGCAGUUUGAUGUCGAAACAGGCCCUGACAUUGUUAUGUAGCAAACAGACACACGGAGUAGAAGUAACACGCACUCCUUUUACUGCUUGUGUAGUGCCUAGGAGACAGUGCCGUGAGCUGGACAGGGAUCUUUAUUGUGAUGUCACAGGACAGCGUGAGACAGUUAUGUGGACUGGACAGGUGUCUUCAUUGUGAUGUCACAGGACAGUGUGAGACAGUGAUGUGGCCUGGACAGGUGUCUUCAUUGUGAUGUCACAGGACAGUGUGAGACAGUGAUGUAGGGUGCCUGUCAGCAGGGGGUGCUGAAAGACUAAACCUGAUUACCCCCGAGUAGGACACGCAUUCAUUGAUAGACACCUCUGUGAUUUUAGAUGCACAGAAAGCGGUGCCUUCAAACCCUUUACCUGCCCAAAGAUCAUCCUUACUUGUGUUGCAAUACUGCUUUUCAGCUUUCAAAAGAGAACUAGUUCCCUCAGAUUUCUUUUGUGCGGGUGCAUUAGCGUUCGCCUGGCCUCUGAAAUGCAUCACAUCUCUUAGAUUAUGGUCAGAGUUGGCGGUGUUGCAGCACAGCACACGUGUCCGUACCCUCUGCACUUGAUAUUAGGACAAGGAUUUCAGAGACAGUGUUCGAACGAAGGAACGGAGAUGCAGUUUGUGCGUGACUUGCAUAGCCUCCUGAUUCUGUUGUUGGAGCCGCUCAGGAGAAAGCAGUCUGGUGUACAGGUAGCGUAGUGUGUUUGAGCGCACAGCUUAACUCUCUACUCACACAGUUUACGUCAUGGUUGCCUUUCAGGCCUUGUUAUGAGUAACCAUGGAAACUCGGUAUAUCCGUCAUACCCUUGCGGGAGCUCCCUCCCCCACAAGUCCCUGUUCACCCAAUCCCGUGAGGUUUUUCACCAGUCAGUCAGAAUAAACAAAGCAACUAGGCCACAUUCAGUCUGGUUAGGUCUACAUAAAGCCUGCAUGUAGUGAAACCAAGGUUACACACUUGUAUUUUUAUUAUUUUUUAUUUUUUUCAGGCAAAAUUGUUGUGCAAGUAUGUAUUUCCAUUUUAUGUGCGCAUAGAAUGGAAAUAUAUGAUAUCAAAUCUUGUGUGCCACGAUUCCUCAGGCCCAUACUAACUGUCCUUAAUUUCUCUCCUACAGCAGUACUGCUUUGCCAGUCCUGGCUGCGAUCUCUUAUGAGCAGCAGCUCGUCCUGUGCUUCUUUUCUGCCGGUUGAAGCCUGACUGCAGAAGGACCCUGGCACUGAAAGUGGGGCAAAACGCCGGACCCCAAGCAGCCGGCCCGGACGUACAUGGAUGUGAUGAGGGAGCAGCACCUCACCAAAGAGGAGAAAGAGAUCCGGCAGCAGCUGGCGGAGAAGGCCAAAGCGGGGGAGCUGAAGGUGGUGAACGGCUCCGCUGCCUCCCAGGCGGCCGCCGCCGCCGCCGCCGCCAAGCGCAAGCGCCGCUGGGACCAGACCGCCGACCAGACGCCCACCAGCGGCACGCCCACCAGCGGCACGCCCAAGAAGGUCUCCAGCUGGGACCAGGCCGACGCCAGCGUCGAGACCCCAGGCCACACCCCAGGCCACACCCCCUCCAACAGUCGCUGGGACGAGACGCCCGGGCGGGCCAAGGGCAGCGAGACGCCGGGGGCCACGCCCAGCACGCGCAUGUGGGAGCCGACGCCCAGCCACACGCCCGCGGGCGCCGCCACCCCGGGCCGCGGGGACACGCCCGGCCACGCCACGCCCGGCCACGGGGGAGCCACCUCCAGCGUGCGCAAGAACCGCUGGGACGAGACGCCCAAGACGGAGCGAGAGACCCCGGGGCACGGCAGCGGCUGGGCUGAGACGCCCCGCACAGACAGGGGGGACGAGUCCGUGGGGGAGACCCCCACCCCCGGGGCCAGCAAGCGCAAGUCCCGCUGGGACGAGACCCCGGCCAGUCAGAUGGGCUCGUCCACCCCUCUGCUCACCCCGGGGAAGACCCCCAUCGGCACCCCCGCCAUGAACAUGGCCACGCCCACCCCAGGUCACCUGAUGAGCAUGACGCCCGAGCAGCUGCAGGCCUGGCGCUGGGAGCGGGAAAUCGACGAGCGGAACCGUCCGCUGACCGACGAGGAGCUGGACGCCAUGUUCCCCGAGGGCUACAAGGUGCUGCCCCCGCCCGCGGGAUACGUGCCCAUCCGCACCCCCGCCCGCAAGCUGACCGCCACCCCCACGCCCAUCGGGGGCAUGACCGGGUUCCACAUGCAGACGGAGGACCGCACCAUGAAGACCGUGAACGACCAGCCGUCCGGGAACCUGCCCUUCCUCAAGCCCGACGACAUCCAGUACUUCGACAAGCUGCUGGUGGAGGUGGACGAGUCCACUCUGAGCCCAGAGGAACAGAAGGAGCGCAAGAUCAUGAAACUGCUGCUGAAGAUCAAGAACGGCACGCCCCCCAUGAGGAAGGCUGCUCUGCGUCAGAUCACAGAUAAAGCCCGUGAGUUUGGGGCAGGUCCCCUCUUCAACCAGAUCCUGCCCCUGCUCAUGUCCCCCACGCUGGAGGACCAGGAGCGCCAUCUGCUGGUCAAAGUCAUCGACCGCAUCCUCUACAAGCUGGACGACCUGGUCCGACCCUACGUGCACAAGAUCCUGGUCGUGAUCGAGCCCUUGCUGAUUGAUGAGGAUUACUACGCCAGAGUGGAGGGCAGGGAGAUCAUCUCUAACCUGGCCAAGGCUGCCGGCCUGGCCACCAUGAUCUCCACCAUGAGGCCCGACAUCGACAACAUGGACGAGUACGUGAGGAACACCACGGCCCGCGCCUUCGCCGUGGUGGCGUCCGCGCUGGGCAUCCCCUCGCUGCUGCCCUUCCUCAAGGCCGUCUGCAAGAGCAAGAAGUCCUGGCAGGCGCGCCACACCGGCAUCAAGAUCGUGCAGCAGAUCGCCAUACUCAUGGGCUGCGCCAUCCUGCCCCACCUGCGCAGCCUGGUGGAGAUCAUCGAGCACGGUCUGGUGGACGAGCAGCAGAAGGUGCGCACCAUCAGUGCCCUGGCCAUCGCUGCCCUGGCUGAGGCGGCCACGCCCUACGGUAUCGAGUCCUUCGACUCCGUGCUCAAGCCCCUGUGGAAGGGCAUCCGGCAGCACAGGGGAAAGGGUCUGGCAGCCUUCCUGAAGGCCAUUGGCUACUUGAUCCCCCUGAUGGACGCUGAGUACGCCAAUUACUACACCAGGGAGGUGAUGCUGAUCCUCAUCCGAGAGUUCCAGUCUCCUGAUGAGGAGAUGAAGAAGAUCGUGCUCAAGGUGGUGAAGCAGUGCUGCGGGACCGAUGGUGUGGAGGCCAACUACAUCAAGACCGAGAUCCUGCCCCCCUUCUUCAAGCACUUCUGGCAGCACCGGAUGGCUCUGGACCGCCGGAACUACAGACAGCUGGUGGACACCACGGUGGAGCUGGCCAAUAAGGUGGGGGCGGCGGAGAUCAUCUCGCGCAUCGUGGACGACCUGAAGGACGAGGCGGAGCAGUACCGUAAGAUGGUGAUGGAGACCAUCGAGAAGAUCAUGGGCAACCUGGGCGCGGCCGACAUCGACCACAAGCUGGAGGAGCAGCUGAUCGACGGCAUCCUGUACGCCUUCCAGGAGCAGACCACAGAGGACUCUGUGAUGCUGAACGGUUUCGGGACGGUGGUCAACGCCCUGGGGAAGCGGGUCAAGCCCUACCUGCCGCAGAUCUGCGGUACCGUCCUGUGGCGUCUCAACAACAAGUCCGCCAAAGUGCGCCAGCAGGCGGCCGACCUGAUCUCGCGCACCGCCGUGGUGAUGAAGACCUGCCAGGAGGAGAAGCUGAUGGGGCAUUUGGGUGUGGUGUUGUAUGAGUACCUGGGAGAGGAGUACCCUGAAGUUCUGGGGAGCAUCCUAGGAGCCCUGAAGGCCAUCGUCAACGUCAUCGGCAUGCACAAGAUGACCCCGCCCAUCAAGGACCUGCUGCCGCGUCUGACGCCCAUCCUGAAGAACAGGCACGAGAAGGUGCAGGAGAACUGCAUCGACCUGGUGGGCAGGAUCGCCGACAGGGGGGCGGAGUACGUGUCGGCCCGGGAGUGGAUGAGGAUCUGCUUCGAGCUGCUGGAGCUGCUGAAGGCUCACAAGAAGGCCAUUCGCCGAGCCACCGUCAACACCUUCGGCUACAUCGCCAAGGCCAUCGGGCCCCAUGACGUGCUGGCCACGCUGCUGAACAACCUGAAGGUGCAGGAGCGGCAGAACCGCGUGUGCACCACGGUGGCCAUCGCCAUCGUGGCCGAGACCUGCUCGCCGUUCACCGUGCUGCCGGCGCUGAUGAACGAGUACCGGGUGCCCGAGCUGAACGUGCAGAACGGCGUGCUCAAGUCCCUCUCCUUCCUGUUCGAGUACAUCGGCGAGAUGGGCAAGGACUACAUCUACGCCGUCACGCCGCUGCUGGAGGACGCGCUCAUGGACAGGGACCUGGUGCACCGGCAGACGGCCAGCGCGGUGGUGCAGCACAUGUCCCUGGGCGUGUACGGCUUCGGGUGCGAGGACUCGCUCAACCACCUGCUGAACUACGUGUGGCCCAACGUGUUCGAGACCUCGCCCCACGUCAUCCAGGCCGUCAUGGGGGCGCUGGAGGGGCUCCGCGUGGCCAUCGGGCCCUGCCGAAUGCUGCAGUACUGCCUACAGGGUCUGUUCCACCCGGCGCGGAAGGUGCGGGACGUGUACUGGAAGAUCUACAACUCCAUCUACAUCGGGUCCCAGGACGCCCUGAUCGCCCACUACCCCCACGUCUACAACGACGAAAAGAACCCCUUCAUCCGCUACGAGCUGGAGUACUUCCUGUGA
This is a messenger RNA of Anguilla anguilla (European eel), 6516 nucleotides long. It is a transcript of the gene sf3b1, whose product is annotated as splicing factor 3b, subunit 1. The record is from RefSeq and is a predicted model, not a curated record. NCBI's taxonomy places the organism in Eukaryota, Metazoa, Chordata, Actinopteri, Anguilliformes, Anguillidae. Gene Ontology annotation, cellular component: U2 snRNP; U2-type prespliceosome; U12-type spliceosomal complex. Gene Ontology annotation, biological process: spliceosomal complex assembly. The coding region runs from base 2998 to 6516 and encodes 1172 amino acids. Gene Ontology annotation, molecular function: mRNA binding. The transcript is spliced from 23 exons.